AUGCCUUCAUCUAGCGGCGGGAGUACUGGCGCGUCAGAUGGCAGUGCUGCUUCUACUAGCGCGCCGCCGCCGCCGCCUGCUCGCGCGAUUCUCGCGCAGCAGCAGGAGGUAAUCGUCGGCGAUUCUCGCUCGGUUUUCGCGCAGAAAGAGACGGUCGUCGGCGCGUUGGCCGUCGGUACUAACGCCGCGGCGGUGACCGUAGGGAGCGCGGCGGUGGCGUGGUGGCAGCUGGUCGACUUGUCUCGCUCGCUCUUUGCGCCCGGUCAGAUAGGCGGCCUUGGGUGGAGGCCCGAUCCCCGUGGUCUCCCCCUGCUGUCAGACCACGGCGGGCGGCAGCCGUGUGCGAUCGUGGAGAGGUCUGAGACGAUUCUGCAGACAAAGCUCCGGUAUGGCUGGGUCACUGGACCAGAUAGUUACGGCAGCAUCCUCGUCCCGAAUUCUCCGGUCCUGCGCAAGGACGAGAGGGCGCUGCCGAUCAAUCAUGAGAUGACAGUUGUCGGCCAUGUGAGACUUGGAUCCGACGGUCGACCCGCGAUCAUCGCUUCCCCGAAACUUCCUUACUUCCUGCCAAAUCGUCGCCAGCAAUCCAGGCAGCAGGAGCAGGAGCGGCAGCAGCAGCAGCAGCAGCAGCAGCAGCAGCAGCAGCAGCAGCAGCAGCAGCAGCAGCAGCAGCAGCAGCAGCAGCAGCAGCAGCAGCAGCAGCAGCAGCAGCAGCAGCAACAGCAGCAGCAGCAGCAGCAGCAGCAGCAGCAGCAGCAGGGGGGGCAGCAGCAGCAGCAGGCAGAGAAGGAAGAGUUGGAAAGGAGGAUGAUAAUAUUUCUGGAAAGGCCGCGACAGACUGCAAUGGAAGGAGCAGUGACAGUGGCAGGAGCAGUGGCAGUGGCAGGAGCAGUGGCAGUGGCAAGAGCAGUGGCAAUGGCAGGAGCAGUGGCAGUGGCAGGAGCAGUGGCAGUGUCAAGUGCAGUGACAGUGGCUGGAGUAGUGGCAGUGGCAGGAGCAGUGGCAGUGGCAAGAGCAGUGGCAGUGGCAGGAGCAGUGGCAAUGGCAGGAGCAGGAGCAGUGGCAGUGGCAGGAGCAGUGGCAGUGGCAGGAGCAGUGGCAGUGGUAGGAGCAGUGGCAGUGGCAGGAGCAGUGGCAGUGCCAGGAGCAGUGGCAGUGGUAGGAGCAGUGGUAGUGGCAGGAGCAGUGGCAGUGGCAGGAGCAGUGGCAGUGGCAGGAGCAGUGGCAGUGGCAGGAGCAGUGGCAGUGCCGGGAGCAGUGGCAGUGGCGGGAGCAGUGGCAGUGGCAGGUGCAGUGGCAGUGGAAAGAGCAGUGGAGGCCAGUCACACCAACAGUUGUCUGGAGCACACCGCCACCUGCAUGCCCAUGCUUGGGGCUCCUGCUGGCGCUGCUGCUGCUGGCGCAGCUGCUGUUGCUUCCACGCCUGCGGCCUUGCUCAUCAGUCCCAUACCUGCUGCUGGCGCUGCUGUUCCCGUGCCUGUGCCCUUGCCCAUUUUGGGUUACUACUUGGGGUUGAUAUGCCCCCAGGAGACAUGA
Molecule: messenger RNA, 1536 nt
Organism: Closterium sp. Naga37s-1
Lineage: Eukaryota; Viridiplantae; Streptophyta; Zygnematophyceae; Desmidiales; Closteriaceae
Source: the annotation of a GenBank genome assembly